AAAGCAGGCACCGACGUUACCAACAUUUGGUUAAAAACCACAAAAUAACAGAAAAUACGUAAUUUUUGACGAACUUUUGCAUGCCGGGUUUGAAUGCUUUAGUUAUGGCAUUAAUUACACCUAAAAUGGGGCGUUAGAAUCCGCCAAGUCAGUCGAUUGGUUUGGGUUAACCUUGCAACUGUCAGUUUUGACACUUGACAGUUGUAAUUGUUUAACAACACGAAAAACGUGUUUUUUGAGUGAAUUUCGUGUUGUCUGUGUGUUUUUUGAUGCUUUGGUGCCCCCAUGGCAUCGGAGGACCAGAAACCGGUCAUCGACGCCCCCAUCAAGUCUUCAAUGGAAAUUCUCUCCGAGCUGUUCGAAAGUUUUGACGCUGAGCCCCCUUUAAUAAUCAAAAAGGAGAAAUCUGACUCCCCCUCCAGUAAAAAAAGCAAGAAAAGUAAAAAGAAGCACAAACACAAAGACAAAAAACACAAAAAGAAAGACAAGAAAAAGAAACGCGAUAGUUCCUCCAGUGACAGGUCCGAGCUUGAUUUGGCCCAAAUUUUGAUCAAACAAGAGAAGGAAUCAUCCGAGCAAAAAAUCCGAAUCGAAGGAACGGACCUGAGCCUAAAUCUCCCUGCCAUAAAAACCGAAGUAAAAAAAGAGAAAAAACUCGAAGACGGCGAAGUCCAGAGUGACUCAAACGAGGACAGAAAAGCAAAAAAACGCAAACAUCGCACCGACCAUGACGACAAAGACCGAAAAAAGCGCUCGAAAUUGAGCGAAGAGCGCGAACUGCAGCACAAAAUCGACGACUUGCGGAGCAAAAUCAAAGGCGGCCAUGAGAGUAGGCGGGAGCGGAGGCGGAGUCACAGCUACGACAGGCGGAGUCACAGCCGAGAUAGGCGGAGUCGGGAGCGGCGCAACGGACGCGAACCGUCUCACAAGGACGAUUUCUGGGGGCGUGACCGUUAUCGCCGCCACCGCUCCCCCUCCCGUGACUCCGCCCACAUUGACAAGAAGAAACUGCUCGAAAUCGCGCGCAAAAACGCCAUCCAAAUGAUGAAGUCGGGUAGUUUACCGGGAGCCCUGACCUUGGGCCCCCAGGCGCAGGAAAAAGUGAUCGCGGCGAUCAAAGCCGGCGGGAAGACAAUCGAAGAAUUGACUGAGUUUUGUAAAACUUUGUCGAAACAGGAGGCUUUGGGCGAACUGUCGAGCAAUUCGGAGGGUGGGGGGAGUGAGAGUGAUAACGAUAAGCCGUUUCAUCACCCGUUUCAGAUUAAGGAUCGGCCCACUUCGAUUACGAUGAAUAUUAAAAAUUCCGUUCCGUUGCCUAUCAAGUCGACGCAGGAGCGUACAAGUGAGUUGAGAUUACAGUUUCCUGUAAGUAGUGGACAAUUGCAUCGGAAAACGGAAGGUGAGUGGGUUCCCGUGUCGCCGAAGAAACCCGAAGUGGUGCCGAAACCGGUCGAAGCACCGGUUCAGGAGGGGCCAGGGCCGCAACCGGACCCUACGGCCGUGGAUAUUGGUUCAAUUGUUUCGCAACGUCUCACCGCCAUUCGUAAAUUACAAGAGAAUCCGAACGACGUCCAAGCCUUGACUCAAAUGUACAAAUCGAAUAAAGAGAUGCAAUCAUGGGCCCAGAGUAAGCAACAACCGGGUCAAUUCACGGGUACUACAGGUGCCCAAGUUUUGUCUCAGGCGGAGUUAUCAUCAGGUUACCAAGCGUGGGCCAAAAAGGAUCAACUAGUGACGGCCACGCCCGUUUCGGGAGGGAUGGGAAUGCACCUCCUCCAGAAAAUGGGCUGGAAGCCGGGCGAAGGCCUGGGGAAGGAGAAGACGGGGGCGCUGGAGCCCCUCCUUCUGGAGGUUAAGUUGGACAAGAAGGGGCUAGUAGCCAACGAGGAACAGAAGAAGAAGAAGAAACAAGGACAGGGGAGCACGUACACGUUGCAAAAUAAACACCCUGUAUCGCUUUUAGGGGAGUACGCGUCCAAGAAAAAGCUGGGGGCGCCCCAGUACGAUUUGUGUUUUGAGUGCGGCCCUGACCACAAGAAGAAUUUCUUAUUUAAGGUGACCUUGAACGGAGUUGAAUAUAAGCCAAAUGUCGCAAGUCCCAAUAAAAAGGAGGCCAAGGCCGCAGCUGCCUCAGUUUGUUUGCAACACUUGGGCUUAAUACAAUAAAAAAAAUUAAAAAAAAAAUGAGUUUUAUUAAAAAUAACCCUUGAAUAUCUAACACAUUCCCGCAAAAGUUCGGUGAGUACGAUAUUUCUCCAUCAGAGGGCGCCUAGUUAAUUUGGCGCGAAAUACGAAUUUCAAGUGUCAAACUGGGGGAAAGCAAAGCGCUGGCGAAAAAAUAAAUUCAUAUUGUAUUUCAAAUUAAGUAAUUACACUUACACUUUUAACACCAACUUAAAUUAAUGAAAAAAAAAACAACAA
Molecule: messenger RNA, 2421 nt
Organism: Tribolium castaneum (red flour beetle)
Lineage: Eukaryota; Metazoa; Arthropoda; Insecta; Coleoptera; Tenebrionidae
Gene: Son
Product: Son RNA binding protein
Exons: 6
Coding region: 286-2166 (626 amino acids)
Biological process (GO): regulation of mRNA splicing, via spliceosome; regulation of cell cycle
Molecular function (GO): RNA binding
Source: RefSeq, a predicted model, not a curated record